AUGGAGACCACCGAAAUUUUCAAAGACAACUUGUUCAAGGGAAAAGUGUUAUUAUGUUCAGGUGGAGGAAGUGGUAUUUGUAGAGCCAUGACUGAGGCAGUUGUAAGACAUGGGGCCAAAGCUGUCAUCUUCUCCAGAAGCAAAGACAAGUUAGAAAAGGCAGCCAAGGAAAUGAGUGCAAAGACAGGAGGAGAGAUCAUUGCUAUCGCAGGCGAUGUUCGUAACCCAGCAGAUACAGAACGAGUUGUCAAGGAAACCAUUGCUCGUUUCGGUCGUCUGGAUUUAUUGAUCAAUGGUGCUGCUGGUAACUUCUUGGCUCCAUUUAGAGAUUUGUCUUAUAAUGCUUUCCGUACUGUAAUUGAAAUUGAUUUACUCGGCACCUUCAAUUUGACUAAGGCCGCUGUUGAACAUUUGAAAAAGUCCAAGGGAUCAAUUAUCAAUGUAUCUGCCACAUUACAUUACACAGGCACGCCUUUCCAACAACACGCAGGUGCAGCCAAGUCAGCCAUCGAUGCUUUGACUAAGCAUUGGGCUGUUGAGUUAGGACCUCAUGGUGUUCGCGUUAAUGGCAUUGCUCCAGGCCCAAUUGCUUCAACAGUCGGUAUGGAAAAAUUAGGCCCUGCGUUUGAUUUGAGAGGUGUUCCUCUACAACGUAUGGGAACUGUUCAAGAUAUUGCUCAAUCAACCGUAUUUUUAUUCUCGGAAGCAGCAAGCUACAUCUCCGGUGUUGUCUUGGUUGUAGAUGCUUAUCCAAACUAUCCCGACAUUGUCCUUGACCCACCUAGCUUUAAGCUUUAA
Messenger RNA from Rhizopus microsporus ATCC 52813, 798 nucleotides. Its product is annotated as 2,4-dienoyl-CoA reductase. NCBI's taxonomy places the organism in Eukaryota, Fungi, Mucoromycota, Mucoromycetes, Mucorales, Rhizopodaceae. Gene Ontology annotation, biological process: fatty acid catabolic process. The transcript is spliced from 8 exons. The record is from RefSeq and is a predicted model, not a curated record. Gene Ontology annotation, molecular function: 2,4-dienoyl-CoA reductase (NADPH) activity. The coding region runs from base 1 to 798 and encodes 265 amino acids.